AUGAGGAGCGAUUUUGCGGGCGGGAAAGGGACGCUGAAGCAUUCUCUGAGGCACGACGGAGGCCUUGUGGUUGUGACGCAGCCUCGGCCGGGCAGUUGCUUCGCCACUGUCUACAAAGCGAGGGACAAGAACAGCAACCGAAUCGUGGCUAUUAAAAAGAUUAAACUGGGACAUAGAUCAGAAGCUAAAGAUGGAAUCAACAGAACAGCCCUCAGGGAGAUAAAAUUGUUACAGGAGCUAAGUCAUCCAAAUAUUAUUGGUCUUCUAGAUGCAUUUGGACACAAGUCCAACAUUAGUUUGGUGUUUGAUUUUAUGGAAACGGAUCUAGAGGUUAUUAUAAAGGAUACUAGUAUUGUGUUGACACAAUCUCACAUCAAGGCAUAUAUGCUGAUGACACUUCAAGGAUUAGAAUAUUUACAUCAACACUGGAUUCUACACAGGGAUCUUAAACCAAAUAAUUUGUUGUUAGAUGAAAAUGGGGUUUUAAAAUUGGCUGACUUUGGCUUGGCAAAAUCUUUUGGAAGCCCAAAUAGAGUUUACACACACCAGGUAGUAACAAGAUGGUACCGAGCCCCAGAACUAUUGUUUGGUGCUAGAAUGUAUGGUGUUGGUGUUGAUAUGUGGGCUGUUGGUUGUAUUUUAGCUGAAUUGCUCCUCAGGGUUCCUUUCUUGCCUGGAGACUCUGAUCUUGACCAGCUGACAAGGAUAUUUGAAACACUGGGCACCCCAACGGAAGAACAGUGGCCUGGGAUGACAAGUCUUCCAGAUUAUGUCGCAUUUAAGUCUUUCCCUGGAAUGCCACUUCAACAUAUCUUCAGUGCAGCUGGUGAUGAUUUACUCAACCUUCUGCAAGGCUUAUUCACAUUUAAUCCUUGCACUAGGGUUACGGCUACUCAGGCAUUGAAACAGAAGUACUUCAGUAACCGACCAGGACCCACUCCAGGAAAUCAGCUGCCAAGACCCAACUGUCCUGCAGAAGCUGUAAAGGAGCAACAAAAUGCACUUUUACAUUUAAAAAAGAGAAGAACAGAAGGAAUAGAUCAAGAUACCAGGAUUACUUGUGGUGGCAUGGAGAACAAGGACUGCUAGCUAUCACGUCCUCAUCUUGUCCCCCUGGUUCUCGAUUGGUGCCAACGCUGUGUGAUCCCUGCAGCCUUUUUGUUUUGACAAAGAAGGCUCAGAGCCAGAUUGAGUUGUAACAGAGUUGUUGCUUUGCAUUUAUGGUAUGCUCUUGUUCAUGGUGUGCCCUUGAUGCUGUCAGCACUCCAGGCAGCACUGCCAGUCCUUUACUUUCACCUGUGUUCAUUCUUGGCUUUUGUGCCUGUUCUUGUUCUCUUGACUUACUGCAUGUAUACUGCUCAGUUAACACCUACUCAGCCAUUUCUUCUGGUGCACAAAUGUUUAUGCUCCAUGUGCUCCAAUGUAAUGAUUCAUUUACAGAGCAGGUUUCACCUGUGACCUUUUAAUACUCAUUUGCCUCUCUGAGAGAAGGGAGGAAUUGUUAAAAAAAGGCUAUAGUUAGGCCUGCUUUUCUUUUGAAUCCCUCUGUUCUCCCUUGCAUUUCAUACUCAACUAUGUCAACUUUGUCUCUGAGGUAAGGUAUUCUCUCCAUCAGGCUGUAAUAAAAUCACAGGGUAAAACAGGGAUAGGUCUGGAUGUAAUUUUUCAGGCUGAGAUAGAGAAACUUCUUGGAGAGCUAUACUGAGUGCUUUGAACGCUUUUGGCAGGCUGUGUUUUGACAUACACCUUGCUGAUAUUCAGUAGUGUGAGAGGCUGGGGAAAAGACAUGCAUGGCUGCAGUCUCUUUUUGGCUCCAAAAUACAGCACGGCCUAGGAGAACCAUCUGUUGAUUCUAGCCUUCCUGAAGACCUGCUGGGAAUUAGGUUUGUUCCUCUUGUAGCCCACCACCACUACCAAGAAGGGUCCAGAAGCAGCUCUGUUCUCGCUGGCUUGAGAACUCUGCUUGGGCAAACUUUGUUUGUCGUAUAAUGCCAACUUCU
Messenger RNA from Haliaeetus leucocephalus (bald eagle), 2000 nucleotides. It is a transcript of the gene CDK7, whose product is annotated as cyclin-dependent kinase 7. Gene Ontology annotation, molecular function: ATP binding; RNA polymerase II CTD heptapeptide repeat kinase activity; cyclin-dependent protein serine/threonine kinase activity. The coding region runs from base 1 to 1089 and encodes 362 amino acids. Lineage: Eukaryota; Metazoa; Chordata; Aves; Accipitriformes; Accipitridae. Gene Ontology annotation, cellular component: nucleus; transcription factor TFIIK complex; transcription factor TFIIH holo complex. Gene Ontology annotation, biological process: protein phosphorylation; positive regulation of transcription by RNA polymerase II. The record is from RefSeq and is a predicted model, not a curated record. The transcript has 12 exons.